AUGGAAUAUAGCUGGAAAAAGCGAACAAAAGAAAUUAAGCCACUGAAGAUUAAAGCAAACACACAUGCCAAAAAAGUCUCUGUCUUGCAGGUUUCAUCGUCUUUUGCCACAGGGCCCAGGCAAGGCGAUGGCACAUUCUAUGAAUUUCGUACUUACACUGUUAAACCAGACAAGAUGAAAAACUUCCUGGAGCUGACCAGCAAAAACAUUCACCUUCGGACUGCGCAGUCUCCUAUGGUUGGCUAUUGGACCGUGGAGUUUGGGGGAAUGAAUAAAGCUUUCCAUAUUUGGAAGUAUGAUAGCUUUGCACAGAGAACUGCUGUCCGGGAAGCAUUAGCCAAGGACCAAGAAUGGCAGGAAAAAUAUAUGUCCCAAAUGCUGCCAUUGUUAAAUAAACAAGAGAAUGAAAUUACUUACUUGGUACCCUGGUGUGAACUUGGCAGCCCUCCGAAGGAUGGAGUCUAUGAAUUGGUUACAUUCCAGAUGAAACCUGGUGGGCCAGCUACAUGGGGGCAAUCCUUCAGAGCGGCAAUUAGCGCUCAUAUAAAGACGGGCUACACUAAGCUGAUUGGAGUCUUCCACACAGAAUAUGGACUACUUAACAGAGUUCAUGUGCUUUGGUGGAAUGAGAACCCAGAUAGCCGGGCAGCUGGCAGGCAUUAUGCCCAUGAAGAUCCCCGGGUUGUGGCCUCCGUGCGGGAAAGCGUUCAGUUUCUGGAGUCUCAGCGAAACUUUCUUCUGCUACCCACAGGAUUUUCAGUGCUGAAAUAGUUUUUGUUGUAUACUUCAUCACUGUGAGAUUAGGAAGAGUAACUUUCUAACCAUGUUUAUAUCACAGUUCAGUGCUACUGUAAUGGGGACCUAUUUUGCCCUUUUCGACUAAACUUGGUACGUUUUACUCGAGUCUUGACGCUGCUUUUGAAAAUGGAACAUGGUGCUAGAGAGUACAACCCACCAAUUUAUGAGAAUUCAGAGCAUCGUAAACUGGUUUCCACUAGCCCUUGACAACAGGCUGUGUUCUUUGCAUGGUUCCAUUUUCAUAAAUCUGAAUAAUUGUGUAUAUCACUCUAAGGUUGAAAACAGAUGACAGUUCAGUGUAUGAAGCCCCCAACCACCACCACCCUUUUAUCAAUAAAAGGUGCUCAGGAUAUCAGUUCAGAUUGAAACCUCCUUCCCAUACCGUUUUGUAGAAGUGAGCUCACUGGACAAACAUACAUAUCAUGCUAUGAGACUCGCUGGUUUCCACGGUGUGGAAAAUGGAAGACCUGUAGGACCAUUUCUAGACAACAACAUGCGUAUAAAUGGGGGGAUGGGGAAGUUAAAUUCAGUCCUUGCGUGAAUUUUGGCUCCUCAGUUGGGAGCUUCGUAGAGUCCAGAGAGUUGAAAGUCGUUUGAAGGAAAACUGGCUGUCUAUGCAUUUUCAUCCCCCUGGCUGCUCAAACAGGUUUUACUUUUUUUGAAAUGGUCCAACAAAGAGCACAGCCUUCAGGCCUCUUAAAAAAAACCCUGUCUGACCAUGGCUUAAGUUUUGCAUAGCUCAAACGCUAUAUCACUCUAAAAGUUAUUGAUGCAGUUGCUUCUGGUAAAGGUACUUUCCUCACUGCCUCACUGACCUCAACAGGGGAAUUAACAACAUUUCUCAUAGACUAUCCUGUUGUGUUUCAGGGACAAAACCAAACCCUUUGAGGUACAAGUGUGAAUGAUGACAGAAUAUACAGUAUUCAAAAAGUUGUGAAGCUGCCUUCCCCCCCCCCCCCCCCCGCCCUUUCCAAAAUAGUUUCACAUUAUAUGGGAACACUCUAGUCAGUUUCUGUUUUGGGUCCAAGUUGGCUUUAUUUCUCUCUGUCCUCUGAAAAGUUCUGGCCUCCUUUUUCUGUGUAUGUAUGGCUUGCUAGAAAUACUGAAACUGUGAAUAAGUGCUUUCUGAAAACAUUGAAGGUUAAUCAAGUAUUGGGUGGAAUGCAUGUGCUUAGAUUGCUUGAACUGAAAAAAGGGGAUUUGCUAAAAUGUAAAUACUGAAAUAUAAGCAGUGUUAAACCAAUGAUUCCUCCCUACAAAAAUAAAGUUUAUACUUUAUGUAACUCUUAA
Messenger RNA from Heteronotia binoei (common prickly gecko), 2088 nucleotides. Its product is annotated as protein NipSnap homolog 3A-like. The transcript is spliced from 6 exons. Lineage: Eukaryota; Metazoa; Chordata; Lepidosauria; Squamata; Gekkonidae. The coding region runs from base 1 to 771 and encodes 256 amino acids. The record is from RefSeq and is a predicted model, not a curated record. Gene Ontology annotation, cellular component: mitochondrion.